GCGAAAUUUUCAACUUUAAAUGCAUAUAUCUCGAAAACUAUAAGUUUGCGGCGGCUAUAAUUAUAUAUUUUCUUAAUCUGGAGCAUCAGCCCUAUCCAACCAUACCACUUUUAACCCUGAAAUCGUGGGAUGGUAUACUAAAGUUUCCCCUAAAAUUGGAUAGUUGGAUAGGUGUCGAGCAGUUUAACCGGAAGUGAUUCUGUACUCUGUAUAAAAAUAUAACGGAAACAUAUAAAAAGAAUAAAUAGCAAUUAAUUAAUAAAAUAGAAAUAAAUAAUAAAACAAAAGUUUAAUGAAAAAAACUUAAAUUAAAAAAAAGGUCAAAAUAAAAUUUCAAAACAAAGCCUCGUAGUGGCUAUUUAAUGCGCAUGUUUAGAAAUUUAUGCUCAAUUUUUUUUUUCGAAGUAGUAGAUGGUAGAAGAUGAAAAAGGUAAAAUCGUUUGCAGCGAAUUCCUCCUAAAAGGGCAGUUUGGCUUGUAUUUUUGCAAUUUAAUUAAAUAAAGUGAUAGUAAUUGAAAUAAUAUUUAAUGUUCAAAUAAUUGUAUGAUAAAGCUGUGAAAUUAACGUCUUUACUAUACGUACAGAAUGUGAAUAUAAUUAUCAGUGAGCAUUUAAACACAUAAUAAUAUAAAUAUCCAAGUGCAUACAGUGUGCGUAAAAAUCACGUGAUUGUACUUAAACGUAAAGAAAAAAUCAAUUACAAAUCCCAAACCAAUAAUGAAUCAAAAUUAUAACUUUUGUAAAUGGUCUUAUAUUGAAAUGGAAUAAAGCCAGAUUAUGAGGUACCCGAGUACAAGCUUAAUUAGAGUUAAUUACCCGACACGUGAAUGUUGACGAUAAAAACUUAUGUACAAAAUUCCUAGCACUUAUUACUUAGAAGCCUUAAAAUGCUGAGUCAAUUACGGUUUUAUUGAAUUCGCUUAAUCUUUGAAGUUUCAACUAUUGAUGAGCCAUGCAAUCUGCUGCUGAUUGCAAUGGUACCAAAAGCAACAACAACGGUGUCACGACCACCACAAUCAUGCAAAGCGAUAUAACGAGUGCCGGCAGUUGCGACGAACUUUUAUCACAUGAUGUAACGUCACCCGGAAGCUUCACGCCAGCCGUUUUGCUAACCCCAGUGGCAAUGUUGGAGCAAACGAGUGUGCUGCGCCACCGUUUGCAAGUUGGCGUCGGUGUCGGCCAUAGCAUCGGGACCUCGGUAAUGAACUACGGUUGUCCGGCUACUGUAGGAACUACUGUAGCAACUAACAUGGUUGGAAGUUUUGCUUCACAUCCCAUUGAUAUGGUUGAAUAUCUUGGUAGCAACACAGAGCGUAUGUCUGUUACGCCGUCUCCUUCACCACAAGCAUCGCCGUCAAAGAGAAUAGAGAAAAACUCUGUCGUCAUAUCAACAAAUUCUACGUCGAAUACCACGCCGAAUACAGAAUUUAAGUUGGGGUCUGGGCAAUCCAAUAUUUCUAGCUCAAGUUCCAGGAGUAAUUCAAGUUCUAAUUCGACUAUAUCGUCUGUGAUCGCAACACCAAUUAGUAUUAAGCAAGAAAUGGCUCGACGACAAACACUGGUUGUGGAAAGCUAUGUCGAUGGCUUUAAUAUUGACGCUGGUUCUACGUUCUCGACAUCAGGAGAUAUAUUAGCUUUAAAUGGCAAAGAACGUGCCGAACACCGAGAUGUACUCCCUAUUAGAGGGCUUCCACCACACACUGCAAACGAGGAACAUUUAGGAUUAUACACACCAACAACACCAUUGACACCGCGGUCGCCACCGUCAUCGCCACCAUCACUGUCAUCAUCAACAAACUCGUUAGCACCUAGUAUGAAUUCGGAAAGCACAUCGAUCGUGCAGUCAUCGAAAAGUUCAUUAAAUCUAAAGUCGCUCGCAACAACGAAAUCACCCGCAUUCAAUUCCACUAAGCAGCUACAGAAAUGGCAGGAUAUGCCAAAAUAUUUGCAGUUCAAUCCAUAUGUGCUGAACGGCUACCGACCCCUGACAACAUUCCGUGGAUGUCUGUGGAGCUUGUUCUCCUGGCACAAUGAAACCGUUAAUAUACUCACUCAUGCCAUUCCGAUUUUCUACAUUUUGGCAAUUGUACCGGGUCUUAUGCCAUGGGAACAGGAAUACCGCUUUUUAUCAUUUUGCCAUCUUUUCGGUUCGGUAGCUCCAUGGUGCGGAAGCUUUAUAUAUCAUCUCUUCAUGAAUAUUGAAAGUGGAGAACACGUCUACUACACUUUACUGAAAUUGGAUAUGGUCGGAAUAUGGGUCAGUCAAAGUUUUGGUGCUUUGCCGCUUGUCACAGCAACAACGUUUUGUUUUAGUCCUUUUUGGAAAUGGUUUAUCAUAUUAUCCUAUUGUUUACUGUCGCUUUGGGGUCUUUAUAAAGCUCUAACGGCAAGUUCCCCUUGGCAACGUCGCCUUUGCUUCGCUCUGCCCUUCACUAUGCGUUCAAUAUUGACACUAUUUCGAACUAUGGAUGUAUGGGUAGGAGGAAGCCGGAUAGCACUUUCUCACGUUUACCUCCAGGAUGGUGUAUCUAUAUUGGGUGGUGCUAUAGGCGCUUUGCGUAUACCGGAGAAGUGGUUUCCUGGCGUUGUGGAUUUCUAUUUAAAUUCCCAUAAUAUUAUGCAUGUGCUGGUGGUAGUUGCGGUGUACUCAAUGCAUAAAGCAACAGUAAAAGACUUUGAAUGGAUGUCGGCAACGAAUUGCAAUGCUCCUGCAAAUAACACCGCCAUACUAAUGGGUACUUUUACCUCAAAUGUGGAACUAUGACCUCUUAAAUACCACAUAUUAUACAGAUAUUUGUUUCAGUACAACUAUAAAUAUACUAACAUAAAAAGGCUCUGAAUACGCAA
Messenger RNA from Bactrocera neohumeralis, 2847 nucleotides. RefSeq lists its product as uncharacterized. The record is from RefSeq and is a predicted model, not a curated record. NCBI's taxonomy places the organism in Eukaryota, Metazoa, Arthropoda, Insecta, Diptera, Tephritidae. The transcript is spliced from 7 exons. Bases 953 to 2764 code for a protein of 603 amino acids. Gene Ontology annotation, cellular component: membrane. Gene Ontology annotation, molecular function: signaling receptor activity.